AUGACCAUGGGUGCACACGCUCCAAGUCCAAAGACAUACAUGGGAUGGUGGGGAUCUCUUGGUUCCCAGCCACAGAAGGGAAUCACCACCUACGCCGUUUCUCCAUACGCUCAGAGACCACUUAAGGGAGCUGCUCACAAUGCCAUCUUCAACGUGUUCAGAAGAGUCAAGAACCAGGCUUUGUUCAUUGCUCUUCCAGGUUUCAUCAUCUGGAACUGGUGGACAUGGGCCAGAGACUACAACGAGUACUUGUACACCAAGGCUGGUCGUGAGGAGUUGGAGAUUGUUAACGCUUGA
Williopsis jadinii is the source of this 297-nucleotide messenger RNA. RefSeq names its product ubiquinol--cytochrome-c reductase subunit 8 (gene QCR8). The transcript has 2 exons. Gene Ontology annotation, biological process: mitochondrial electron transport, ubiquinol to cytochrome c. NCBI's taxonomy places the organism in Eukaryota, Fungi, Ascomycota, Saccharomycetes, Phaffomycetales, Wickerhamomycetaceae. Bases 1 to 297 code for a protein of 98 amino acids. The record is from RefSeq and is a predicted model, not a curated record.